Molecule: messenger RNA, 1241 nt
Organism: Galdieria sulphuraria
Lineage: Eukaryota; Rhodophyta; Bangiophyceae; Galdieriales; Galdieriaceae
Exons: 4
Coding region: 29-1210 (393 amino acids)
Molecular function (GO): protein binding
Source: RefSeq, a predicted model, not a curated record
GCAAUUGUAGCGCGCUUUGUGAAAACUCAUGUCAAAAGGAAACCUUAAGAAUAAAGCAACGCAUAUCGUUUUUGAAGAGGAAGAAGAAGAAGGAGGAGGAGGAGUAGAACAACUUUCAGGCAAAAAACUAACUUCUGUGGAAAUUGCAGCCUUAUGCCCUUCAAAGACCAAAUUAAUAGCAAAAGGGUUACAUAUUUCCCGAAUUGACAACCUGAAGUUCUUUUCAAGUUUGAGAGGAGUAGAUGUCUCGAAUAACUUUUUGCAAGAUUUGUCGUUUUUGAAAGACAACGUCGACGUAGUUUGGCUCAAUUUAUCACAUAAUCAGUUGACCCAGCUAAAUAACUUGGAAAAAUUGAAAAAUUUGGAAGUACUCAAUGUAAGUCACAAUCAGUUGAGGAAUUUGACUGGAAUAGAACAGUGUCAAGAGUUGAGGGCUCUCGUAGCAAACGAUAACAAAAUUGCAGUUCUAGACAGCUUUAUCAAGUUGGUCAAUUUGAACAGUCUUAUUUUGUCUCGAAAUUGCUUGCAAGACGUUAGCCCUGUUCGAUCCGUCGUUACAUUGAAAAAGCUAUCUUGCUCUCAUAAUCAACUCCGAAGAAUCCCCGAUUUAUCCCGUCUGUUACAACUAACAGAACUUCGGUUGAAUAAUAAUCUUAUCGACUCGCUUUCGUCAACGCUUGCUUCCAAUAGGAAUUUGAAAGUUUUAGACCUUGGACACAAUAGAAUCCGAAAUAGAGAGGAUUUAUCAGUUUUAAGACUACUACCUUGCCUAAAAGUCUUGAAUCUGGUUGGAAAUCCAGUAGCAUUGGAAGAAGACUUUCAACAAAGCAUCAUCCAAUUUUGUCCUCAGCUAGAACAACUUAAUGGCAAAGCUCUGGUUGUCAAUAAGAAGAAGAGAAAGCAUGCUUUCAUCAACCAUUCCGAAUUCCCUGGAAAUUCUAUCUCCAAUGACAAGCAGUCAUUGUGGGUUGACGAACAGCUUAGGUCAAAGAAGCCAACAAGCCAAGAUGUAUCAUUAUCAAAGUCGAAUGAAGCAGAAAAUAUCAAUAUAGCGUUCAAAGCGGAUAGUGGAUGUGUGGCAGUGGAGGUUAAGAAACCUGUUUCUAUUCAAGUGAAUAACUCACAGCGCUCUCAUGCGGAGCAACAAAAAGUACCACGCAUCGAAGAAAUCUUAACGUUUGGAAAUGGUGACUAUAAUAAGUGGAUUUGAUAUAAGAGAAGAAUCGGUAUUUUGUAACGUG